GUUUGGGUGCAUUUCAGAACUAAAAAAGUAGAGGCAAGGUUUUUGAAUGGCGGCUGAAGCAGUGGUCUAUGUACGGACACUUUAUCCUCAAAAUAGGAGGAGCGGUUCUCAUAGUCAUCGUCGCUUAUGUUCUUGUAUUCGAGCUUGUCAGCCUUCCAAUGACAAGAGCAAGUUCUACAAAGAAUUAGGUUUGUUUUCGUUGAGGAAGAGGAUAGAGGAUACAGUUAUGAAUGCAGAGAUGUUGGCACCUUCAGCACUUGAAGCUGAAGAAGCAACGCGCAGCAAGCAGGAAGAAAUAAUAAAUGGGUACGAUUUGUGGGAUGACUUAAACAGGACAAAUGAUAGCCUACUUAAGUUAGCUGAUAGUUCUGAGGUGGUUGAUUCACUUAAAGACUUACAGUUUAAGGCUGAAGAAGCUAGGCUGAUAACAGAACUGGCAGGCAAGGAUGUUAUAGACUAUAGGCUUUUGAAGCAAGCAUACACCGCUUCCGUGGAUAUAAAAAAAUCCUUGGAUAAAUACAAAAUUUCCAAACUUCUUAAGGGUCCAUAUGAUGCCGAGGGAGCAUGUGUUAUCAUUGAAGCUGGAUCAGAAGGCGAAUUGUCUGAGAACCAGAUAUGGGCAGAUCGACUCUUAAAAAUGUAUACAAAAUGGGCUCGAAAGCAAGGUUACAAUGGAAGAGUGAUAGAGAAACGUGCUUCAAAGAUUGGCGGUAUCAAGUCUGCAAUAAUUGAGUUUGAAUCCAAGUAUGCUUAUGGAUAUCUUUCAGGGGAAAGAGGUGUUCAUUGCGUAACUAGAAGUUCUCAAAGUCAAUCCCAGUGCGACGAGGUCAGCUUGGCUGCAGUGAAUGUUAUCCCUCUAUUUCUCAACACAGCUCCUGACUUGAUCAUUGAUGAUAUGGAUUUAGAUGUCUCGUAUAUUGCCGCUUCUAAACAUAAGCACCGUGUUAUUGAGUCAGUCUGCAUACAGCAUGUACCGACCGGCUUGAAAGUGCAAUCAUCGGGUGAAAGGAGCAGGUUUGCUAAUAAGAUGAAGGCCCUUAACCGUUUAAAGUCCACACUACUCGUAAUUUUGCAAGACCAAGGAAUUUCGGAUAUUACAAGCAUAGAUAGAAAUUCCAUUGUUAAUAUGUGGCAUGAAGAAACUCGUAGGUAUAUAUUUUACCCAAGCAAGCUUGUACAGGAUGUAAAAACAGGAAUCCAGCUGCCUAAUCUGAAUUCUAUAUUAGAUGGAAAUAUUGAACCUCUAAUUAGUGCUCAUAUCAAUACUAGACAAGCAGGUGAUUUGGGUUGAAACCAAUAUGUUCAAAUGUAUUGUUUUACUUUUGA
Messenger RNA from Daucus carota subsp. sativus, 1326 nucleotides. Its product is annotated as peptide chain release factor PrfB3, chloroplastic. NCBI's taxonomy places the organism in Eukaryota, Viridiplantae, Streptophyta, Magnoliopsida, Apiales, Apiaceae. Gene Ontology annotation, biological process: translational termination. The record is from RefSeq and is a predicted model, not a curated record. The transcript is spliced from 6 exons. The coding region runs from base 47 to 1291 and encodes 414 amino acids.